GCGGUUUGUAGUUGGAUAGGGUAUGCCAAAAAAAAAGCCUACUCCAACUGCUGGCCGUGUGUCAUUUCUCGUGCUGUUACUACUAGUAGCAGCCACGGGGCGUGCUUGGUGCCAUGGACAAGGGGGCAUGACAGGGCCCUUUCUCGGGUCAUGGUGCCAUGCAAGAGGCUCUCUGCAAGCGACCAGGUGUCUUUGGGACGGCGAGGCCCAUGUUGGAUAAUAUCUGGUGGCCUCGGGUAGACAAGUUGGCGGGGCACAAAUGAUUCGCCAUGUCCCAGCAUGCCACGAGUCUUGGGAGACAAAAAGAGUUGGCACAUGGCAGACAGACGCUCGACAAGUCGACAAGGCCGUCCACGAUCGACACCCGCCCUCGCUUACACGGCCCAACCUUGCGGCUUUACUCAGCUUGGGCGCGACAGGGAUACCAGGCAGAUCGUCUUAUUAGGUUGAGCGCAGAGCCACUUGGUAAGGCAUUUACCAAGCCCUCAGCAACGGCCUUACUCAUCCUGAGUCCGCCUGGCUCGUGGUCCCGCCUCAGAUGAUUAGAAACCUGAAGCUACCCAGACUACGCCAAGCCUGUGCCUAUGUCCAAACAAUCAAAGUGUAAACCG
Molecule: messenger RNA, 611 nt
Organism: Exserohilum turcica Et28A
Lineage: Eukaryota; Fungi; Ascomycota; Dothideomycetes; Pleosporales; Pleosporaceae
Exons: 1
Coding region: 270-542 (90 amino acids)
Source: RefSeq, a predicted model, not a curated record